GCUUUGACAUCAGCGAAAAUAUUUCAAAAUCCACGAAUUCCUUUUUAUUAAUUGAAAGCAGCAAACCUCAAAAGAAGUACAGGAGCAUUUGAUUACAAAAACUUAUUUGCAAAUAAUUUCGGAUAUAGUAACAUACUGAAGAAUUCUGUAAAUUUAUUUACUAUCGCAUUUUAAAACUAAUUCCAUUUAAAGGAAUAACCACAUUGUAAAAAUUAAUGCUAUUAUCAUUUGCAGAUAAUAAUUAAAGUAUAUAAAAAUGGCUCGCGGACAUCAAAAGGCACAAUCUCAGGCGAAGGCCCAAGAAAAACAAGCCAAGUUAAAAAAACAACAAGGACAUAGUGCCAAUGACCAAAAGAAGGCUGCACAAAAAGCGCUUGUGCAUGUUUGCGCAGUUUGCAAGUCUCAAAUGCCUGACCCAAAAACGUACAAACAACACUUUGAGAACAAGCAUCCUAAAAAUGAUAUGCCACCAGAGUUAAAAGAUGUGUAAAAUAGGAGAUUUAUUGUAUUUAUCGGCGUAGCAGUUGAUCUAAUUGACAUUUCUGAAAUAAUAAAUAAAUGUUAAAAUAAUAAGCGGCUUAACGAUUAUAUUUACACCAUUGACGAUUCGUUCAUGCGCUGAUAAAUCUUUUUUAUAUGUUCUUACACAACAAAUAUUUUCUUUUUAUCUUGUACAAUUAUUGAAAUGUGACCAAAAUGCGCUCGGAGGUAAAAAAAAAAAUUAUGUGCAAAUAUGUAAUAGGCCAAAUACCUGCCCACCCACGCAAAGGGUCUCGUUACUGUUGUGUUGCAUUGCUUCUGGUAACUAAUAUAAAAUUUAUAGUUGUUAACAUUAAAUAAGCAGUUUCAUUAAAUUUUUUUAUUUUACAAUUAUACAUAAAUUUAAAUAAAAUACUACUCGAUUUUUUGGCAUUGCAUGAUGAUAUUUAUAAGUUAAUAUAUAUGUAUGUGUAAGAAUAUUCGUAAUGAAUUUUUAUAAAUGUGUAAUUACAAAAAAAAAAAGAGAACAAAACCUAUAAUCCGAUUUGUUUAAUGGGUAAUAAAAUCGCAAAAAAAAUGUAUUUAGUAUUGAAUCACACAAACACAUACAUGCAUACAUACAUAAAUAUAUAUACACAAUUUUGUACUAUGUAAGUUGCAUAUCAAUGAUAUGGCAAUUACUCCCCACAUUGGCACAUACGUAUUUCCCUCCUGUGUAAAUUUGCCUAUGUAUUUUAACGUAGAAAAAUUAUGUUGUAAUUAAUAUAUGAGGAAAUUUAAUAAACAUUAUUUAAAUUAACAA
Messenger RNA from Ceratitis capitata (Mediterranean fruit fly), 1282 nucleotides. RefSeq names its product zinc finger protein 706-like. The record is from RefSeq and is a predicted model, not a curated record. The coding region runs from base 257 to 490 and encodes 77 amino acids. Lineage: Eukaryota; Metazoa; Arthropoda; Insecta; Diptera; Tephritidae. The transcript is spliced from 3 exons.